AUGAUUUGUACGAGUACUAUAUGUACUAUCUACGCCAGCACAAUGACCGACACUGCCUCGGCGAUCACGGAAAAAGCUGACAAUCAGAAAAAAUGGAAAUUGUUAUUGGGCCUACUUAAUCUUUCUCUGUCCAGCAGUGUUCCAGAUAUCCUGUUCAUGAAAUCCUGCUGUGCUUUUUAUGUGAAGGAGAACCAAUCUCUAACAUGGGACACUGAUUACCCUGAUCUGACUGACUGCUUCCAAAGUAGUGUUCUCGUCUGGCUGCCAUGUUCAUUUCUCCUGCUUGUCGCUCCUUUUUAUUAUUUCUUCUACUUGAAACAUGUGCGACUGCCUAUGAGAUUGGUCAGGAGAGGAUCAAAAUUGCACGUUGCCAAAAUGAUUUUUACAUCGAUUUUAAUAAUAUUGAGCAUCAUUUCGCUUGUCCACAACAUGGUGGCUUAUGUCAACGGCUGGUCCGGAUGGUAUGCCGUCAAUCUAGUUUCACCAGCCAUACAAAUAUUUACAUUAACUGUAUCUAUGCUGCUGUUAAUGGCUGAGAAGGAAAAACGUCUGGUGACAUCUGGUGUUCAUUUCUUGUUCUACUUUCUCUGCCUCAUUGCUGUCCUCUUCAACAUGGUGUCCAUCGUAUCGAGAGCUGUCAGACCGCGGAAACAAUGCCCUGAGGCACAAGCAUCCUUCCUAUCGAGGAUGACGUUUUUUUGGAUUACCGGAUUGAUAUACGAGGGUUACAAGAAGACGUUGAAGGAGUCUGACCUGUGGGGGUUACAUCCGAGAGAUGUCACUAGAAGCAAUGCAAACGUGCUGCAACAAAAGUGGAACGAGGAGGUGGCCAGCUGUGCAAGAUACAACAAAAAAGUCCUAGAGAGCAUUGAAGGAAGUACCGUGGAAGAAAGUGAAACAACGCACCUGUCGUCUUCGCCCGCAACCAGCUACGCUUCCAACAUAAACAACGUGAUUCCCAACGUUUUAUCAAAGGUUUAUGGUCCUAGGAUCCUCUUGUCACAUUUCUUCAAAAUAUUUUGUGAUCUUUUAAUUAUGGUCGGACCGCAAUUGCAAAGCUACCUGAUAAGUUUCAUAGAGACGUCAUCAACGCAAGGUCACGUGUGGAAAGGUUACUUGUACGCCUGCUUGUUCUUCUUCAACACAUUACUCUACAGCAUCCUCUUCCAACAAGUUUUCCACGUUGGAAUGAAUGCAGGCAUGCGAAUGAACGCAUCCAUCAUCGCACUCGUCUACAAGAAGGCGUUGACGAUGAGCAGUGAAGCUCGCAAGACGACGACAGUUGGAGAAAUCGUCAACCUGAUGUCCGUUGAUUCGCAGAGACUGCAAGACGCAACUGGUUACUUGUGGAUGGUCUGGUCCUCUCCCUUCCAAAUUGUCCUCUCCAUGUACUUCUUGUAUGGCAUCCUGGGACCAUCAAUUUUCGCUGGCGUUGCCGUUAUGAUUUUGUUCAUCCCAAUCAAUGCUUGGGUUUCAGCUGUGCAGAGAAAAAUGCAGACCGACCAAAUGAAAAGAAAAGAUGACAGAAUAAAGUUAACGAAUGAAAUACUUAACGGAAUCAAAGUUAUUAAACUUUACGCCUGGGAGUUAUCUUUUAAAGAAAAAGUCAGUGCAAUAAGAAACUUGGAGUUGGUAACUUUGAAAAAGUACAGUUAUUUAGGAGCUGUCAUUUUGUUUUCAUGGUCAUGUGCUCCAUUCCUGGUAACUUUGGCAGCUUUUGCCACAUACGUUUUAGUGGGAGGACAACUAGAUGCCAAUAAAGCCUUCACAGCUCUUUCUCUUCUUAACAUUCUCCGAGUGCCGAUCAGCAUUCUGCCAAUGAUGAUAUCUUAUCUAGUAAUGGCAGCGGUUUCAGUCAAAAGAAUUGAAAAAUAUUUACAGACUCCUGACCUCGACGAGAAGAGCGUGUUGAGGUUGAAUGAGGAUGGCUGCGAUGAAAACGAUCCUGAUCCAUACAGUAUCAUUAUUGAAAGCGGAACAUUUGCCUGGGGCCGAGGACCAGACGAUGCAAACGUGCUCAACAAUAUAAAUUUGAAGAUAAGAAAAAAAUCUCUAACGGCAAUAGUUGGACAGGUCGGCCUGGGCAAGUCGUCGUUAUUAUCAGCAGCACUUGGAGACAUGGAAAAAAGAAGUGGCCGAGUUAUCACCAACGGCCGCAUAGGUUACGUCUCGCAGCAAGCCUGGAUAGAGAAUGCGACGUUGCGUGACAACAUAUUGUUCGGCAAGCCGUUUGAUGAAGACAAGUAUAAUCAAAUUAUUGAGGCGUGUGCUCUGAAGCAAGAUCUCAUUGUCCUGGCUGCUGGCGAUAUGACGGAAAUCGGAGAGAAGGGCAUAAACUUGAGUGGAGGUCAGAAGCAGCGAGUGAGCUUGGCACGAAGCAUCUACCAGGACUGUGACGUUUACUUGUUCGACGAUCCACUCAGUGCUGUUGACUCACAUGUCGCCAAACACAUCUUCGACAGCGUCAUCGGACCACAUGGCAUACUCAAAAACAAGACACGCGUCCUCGUCACUCACGGCAUCACCUGGCUGCCCUCGUGUGAUGUUGUGGUCGUCAUGGCGACUGGUGGCAUUAUCUCAGAAUGUGGCUCCUACCAAGAUCUGCUCAAUCAUAACUUGGUCUUUGCGCAAUUCAUCAGGGACUUCCUUCAAGAAGAAGAAGAAGAGGAGGAGGAAAAUGAGGAUGGUGAAAAAGAUACUAUUAAUGGUGUGGCAGGUGAUGACUAUUCCAUUUUGUCACCAGAGGCAAUAAGGGCUGACGAAAAAUCUUUAUUAGAACGAAAAAAAGAAGUAAAAAAACUAUUACGGGAACGGGUAAAUUCUUUGAUAUCUAACAAGGAAGAUGAAGAUGUUCAGCAGGGUAGGAAAAAGCUUUCCGGAUUCGAUAACUACGACCGAACUUCCGUGCAUAGUACUGAAUCUGAUAAGAGAAGCGGCUAUUCUUUGAGGAAAAGGAAGAAACUAAAACCUACCAAAAGUAUUUUGGAAGAAGAAAGUAAAAAUGUUAAAAUUGACAAAAUUAUUCAAGAAGAAAUUUCUGAAACCGGCAGUGUGAAGUUGUCUGUUUAUUGGGCCUACAUUAAAUCUCUGGGUGUCCUCUUGUCGAGUAUCUUUAUAUUUUUCUUCAUUCUUUUUAAUGUCGCCGCUCUGCUAUCCAAUUUUUGGCUUAGUAAAUGGACCAACGAUCCAAUCAUUCGUAAUGCCAGUUUAAUAAACGGCAGUCUGCCUGAAGAUUACAAAGACAAACAAAUGUUUUAUCUCGGUGGAUAUGCUGGCUUUGGAUUACUUCAAGCCAUCUUCAUACUCAUAUAUGCACUCGUGUCGGCUGAAACCAACGUCAAAUCGUCUAGAGUACUUCAUCAGGAUUUGCUGUACAAUAUACUUAGGUCGCCAAUGACCUUUUUUGAUACGACACCAAUUGGAAGAAUACUCAACAGGUUUUCUAAAGAUGUAGAAACUCGAUUUUAUAUCCCUACGACACGACAACUGAAACGACUGGAAUCAACGACACGUUCUCCAAUAUACGUGCAUUUCAGUGAAACCAUAUCAGGAGCAAGUGUGAUCAGAGCUUUUGGUAAACAGAAAGAUUUCAUUGCAAAAUCAGAAAAACUCGUCGACAACAAUAUGGUGGCUUAUUUUGCUAACAUAACAUCAAACAGGCUGGUGGUUAAGCUUACUGCUAGAUUGUCUUGGAGGCAUAAUUGUUGUGUCUGCAGCUGUAUUUGCUGUUCUAGGAAGAGAGUCUUUGUCCUCUUCGAUUGUUGGACUUUCAAUAACUUAUGCGCUCCAAAAAGAGGUAAGAGAGAUCCGCCAGAAGAAUGGCCUGACAGGAACAACAUCAUCUUCCGUAAUUAUGGAUUGAGAUAUCGACCGGGAUUGGAACUUGUACUGAAAAAUAUAAACAUUGAUAUCAAAUCUAGAGAAAAGAUUGGUAUAGUUGGUCGAACAGGUGCAGGUAAAAGUUCAAUGACCUUGGCUCUAUUCCGCUUAAUUGAACCAUCUGAAGGAAGCAUAAUUAUUGAUGGAGUGGAUAUCACAUCCAUUGGUUUACAUCAGUUAAGAUCCAAGAUAACCAUCCUGCCUCAGGAUCCGGUCAUAUUCUCCGGAAGUUUGCGUUUCAAUCUGGAUCCAACAAAUGAACACUCUGACGAUCAGAUAUGGACAGCUCUUGAAAAUGCCCAUCUUAAAACAUACGUGGCUAGUUUACCUGCUGCUCUGGACAAUGAAUGUGGAGAAGGAGGCCAAAAUUUAAGCGUUGGACAGCGCCAACUAGUCUGUCUGGGUAGAGCCCUACUGCACAAGACUGGUCUGCUAGUUCUUGAUGAAGCCACUGCCGCGGUGGACCUUGAGACUGACAAGGUUAUUCAGGAGACUAUACGAACACAAUUCGACGACUGCACCAUCCUAACUAUUGCUCAUAGGAUUAACACGAUUCUCAAUUGUGAUAGAGUGCUGGUUAUGGAUAAGGGCAACGUUAUGGAAUUUGACAAUCCACAAACGCUACUGAACAAUAAAAGAUCUCUAUUUUACGGUCUUGCAAAAGAUGCGAAAAUAGUUCCCUAA
Helobdella robusta is the source of this 4563-nucleotide messenger RNA. RefSeq lists its product as hypothetical. Gene Ontology annotation, molecular function: ATP hydrolysis activity; ATP binding; ABC-type transporter activity. NCBI's taxonomy places the organism in Eukaryota, Metazoa, Annelida, Clitellata, Rhynchobdellida, Glossiphoniidae. Gene Ontology annotation, cellular component: membrane. The record is from RefSeq and is a predicted model, not a curated record. The transcript is spliced from 36 exons. Gene Ontology annotation, biological process: transmembrane transport. The coding region runs from base 1 to 4563 and encodes 1520 amino acids.